UGCAGUGUGUACUCUCCGGUUACUCCUCGCGCUGCCUCACUCGCUCCAUCCUCCCUCGGGUGCUACUCGUCGCCGCUCCUCUUUCACGGAGAGUGAGUGUGAGUUGUGAGCGCGCGUUUGGCAGGUGACACACGGCGGCAGGUAGCGGACAUGGCAGCGACAGCGGCGGCACCGAAGCGGCAGGACACCAAGAAAUUCUUCGAGAACCUGUCCGGUUCCGGUAAAUCCAUCGCGGUGCUGACGAGCGGCGGGGAUGCUCAAGGUAUGAAUGCAGCCGUCCGGGCGGUCGUCCGGAUGGGAAUCUACGUUGGAGCGAAGGUCUACUUCAUCCAUGAGGGAUACCAGGGCAUGGUGGACGGCGGCGACAACAUCAAAGAGGCGACGUGGGAAAGCGUCUCCAGCAUGCUGCAAGUGGGCGGCACUGUCAUCGGCAGCGCUCGCUGCAAAGAGUUCCGGACGCACGAGGGUCGCCUGAAGGCGGCGCUCAACCUGGUGCAGCGCAGCAUCACCAACCUGUGCGUGAUCGGAGGAGACGGCAGCCUGACGGGGGCCAACCUGUUCCGGGAGGAGUGGAGCGAGCUGCUGAGCGAGCUGGUGCAGCAAGGUUCGAUCAGCGAGGAAGCGGCUCGCACUCACUCCUCGCUGCACAUCGUCGGGAUGGUGGGCUCCAUCGACAACGACUUCUGUGGCACCGACAUGACCAUCGGCACCGACUCGGCCCUGCACCGCAUCAUCGAGGUGGUGGACGCCAUCAUGACCACCGCUCAGAGCCACCAGAGGACGUUUGUGUUGGAGGUCAUGGGCAGACACUGCGGAUACCUGGCGCUGGUCAGUGCGCUGGCAUGUGGAGCCGACUGGGUUUUCAUUCCCGAAAUGCCCCCUGAGGACGGGUGGGAGGACAGCAUGUGUCAGAAACUCUCUGAGAACCGCGCCGAUAAAAAACGGCUGAACAUUAUAAUUGUAGCUGAAGGCGCCAUAGAUUCCCACAACAAGGCAAUUACUCCUGAUUAUAUCAAGGAUCUGGUGGUGCGCUGCCUGGGCUUCGACACCAGGGUCACUAUUUUAGGCCAUGUGCAGAGAGGCGGGACGCCGUCGGCCUUCGACAGGAUUCUGGCCAGCCGUAUGGGCGUGGAGGCGGUGCUGGCCUUGCUGGAGGCGUCUCCCACCACGCCGGCCUGCGUCGUCUCUCUGGUCGGGAAUCAGGCUGUCCGGCUGCCGCUGAUGGAGUGUGUGCAGAUGACCCAGGAAGUCCAGAAGGCGAUGGAUGAGAAGAAAUUCGAGGAUGCCGUCAGGCUGCGUGGAAGGAGCUUUGAACACAACCUGUCCACCUACAGACUGCUCUCCUACCACAAAGCCGACUCUGAACUUCCAAAUAGCAACUUCAACGUGGCGGUGCUGAACGUGGGCGCCCCGGCAGCGGGGAUGAACGCCGCCGUGCGCUCCGCUGUCAGGGUGGGAAUCACCGAGGGCCACAAAAUGUUCGCUGUCAGCGACGGAUUCGAGGGCUUCUACAAAGGACAGAUCAAGGAGAUCAAAUGGGGAGACGUUGGAGGCUGGACUGGUCAGGGAGGAUCUCUGCUGGGCACUAAAAGAACUCUUCCAGGAAAACAUCUGGAGAAAAUCGCCGAGCAGAUGAGGAUUCACAACAUCAACGCUCUGCUUGUGAUCGGAGGAUUUGAGGCCUUUGAGUCCCUGCUGCAGCUGUACGAGGCCCGGGCCGAAUACGAGGAGUUUUGCGUCCCGAUGUGCAUGCUGCCCGCCACCAUUAGUAACAAUAUGCCCGGCACUGACCUCAGUAUCGGAGCCGACACGUCGCUCAACGCCAUCGUGGAGACAUGCGACCGUAUCAAGCAGUCGGCCAGCGGCACCAAGCGGAGGGUCUUCAUCAUCGAGACCAUGGGGGGCUACUGCGGCUACCUGGCCACCGUGGGCGGCCUGGCCGCCGGCGCCGACGCCGUCUACAUCUACGAGGAGCCGUUCGACAUCCGUGACCUUCAGGCGAACGUGGAGCAUCUGACGCAGAAGAUGAAGACGAGCAUCCAGAGAGGCCUGGUGCUCAGGAACGAGAGCUGCAACGAGAACUUCACCACCGACUUCAUCUACCAGCUGUACUCUGAGGAAGGGCACGGCGUGUUCGACUGCAGGAAGAACAUCCUGGGUCACAUGCAGCAGGGAGGAGCUCCGUCUCCAUUCGACAGGAACUUUGGCACCAAAGUGGCGGCUAAAGCCAUCCAGUGGAUCAGUCAGACUCUCAAAGAGUCCUACAAAGGAGGGAGAGUGUUUGCCAACUCGGAGGACACGGCCUGUCUGCUCGGGAUGCGCCGCAGAGCGAUGGUCUUCCAGCCGGUGUCGCAGCUCCGGGACGAGACCGACUUUGUCCACAGGAUCCCGAAGGAGCAGUGGUGGCUGAAGCUCCGCCCCCUGAUGAAAAUCCUCGCCAAGUACAAGACGAGCUACGACGUGUCCGACGCCGGCCAGCUGGAGCACGUGACCCGGAUCCGGCCCAAAGACACCAAAACCACGUCAGCCAUCUGAGGCGCCAGCAGAGGGCGCCUCUCCUGACGGGGACGAAACAACAAGGAAACACAAACCGGCUUCACAUAUCAGUGACCUCUGCUCACACAGGGACUGAUCGACCGCUGAUUGACUGCAAACACUUUAAGGGUAGAUUCUAGAAGCUCGCGAUGAAGGAUGAAA
This is a messenger RNA of Salarias fasciatus (jewelled blenny), 2697 nucleotides long. It is a transcript of the gene pfkpb, whose product is annotated as phosphofructokinase, platelet b. Gene Ontology annotation, cellular component: membrane; 6-phosphofructokinase complex; cytoplasm. The record is from RefSeq and is a predicted model, not a curated record. Lineage: Eukaryota; Metazoa; Chordata; Actinopteri; Blenniiformes; Blenniidae. Gene Ontology annotation, molecular function: fructose-6-phosphate binding; AMP binding; identical protein binding. Gene Ontology annotation, biological process: canonical glycolysis; fructose 6-phosphate metabolic process; fructose 1,6-bisphosphate metabolic process. The transcript has 22 exons. Bases 151 to 2535 code for a protein of 794 amino acids.